Molecule: messenger RNA, 2037 nt
Organism: Linnemannia hyalina
Lineage: Eukaryota; Fungi; Mortierellomycota; Mortierellomycetes; Mortierellales; Mortierellaceae
Source: the annotation of a GenBank genome assembly
AUGGAGACUCAUCCACUCUCCCUUCCAGAGAUCGUCCUCAUCGUCGGGAAAAACAUCCCUCUGUGGGUGCCCCGUGAACAACGCUAUGACGUCGUCGUCUGGCUCUUCAAACCAAAGGACCUCGUCGCCGCCCUUUCAGUCAACCGACUCUUCUACACCACCCUCACCCCGCUCCUCUGGAACGUCUGCGCCUACCCUUACGACCGAUCCCAGAAAUACCUCAGCUCCUCCUACCGAGGCACCCUCUGCCGGUUUCGGGACGUUGCUGCGGAUGUUUUCACAAAGCACAGUAUCCAUAUUCGCUAUCUCGACUUGUCUCGGUAUGAACCUCACGACUUGUACAGUCUGAACCAGCUUCAACUCGCGUGUACUCGGCUUCGGGAACUCAGGCUUUCUCACGGCGUUGAUGUUACGAAUGCAGGGCAGCUGAUUCGGGCCAACCCUGGGUUGCAGCUUAUGAGGUGGAAGCGGUAUAUCAAGUUCUUGAACGAGCCUGAGGACCUGAGGGUGCUUUUUCCGCUUCGGCAGCUGAGGUAUCUAGGACUGAAGGGGUGGGCUAUCAACCCUGUCUACUUGCACCAUAUCCUGCACAACAACGCCAAUACACUGGAGGAAGUCGAGUUGGGGGAGUGGUCUAUUGUACUCAGGACACCACAUAUGAACGAACAGUGGAACGGACUGGACCCAUCGUCUCUGGAUUUGUUGACGGACGAGGAGCAGGCUGAAGCUGUUGAGCUCAUCCAAGGACGGUCACUGUUGUUACCCAAGGUCAAGACGCUUCACCUGUUGGUUAAGUGGAGCGACACAAGCAGAAGCACAGUCUGUAACCUGGUCCGGUCGUUCCCAGCACUGGAAACGCUCAAGAUUGGAUUUGUUGACAACGAGCUUGGUAUGCGAUUGGGUAAGAACCUGAAGGAGACCUGUCCCAACUUGCGAUCGAUCCUAAAUAUGAUGCCGGCGUUCGACAGUGGCAGAGUUCCGAUGCCUGGAUAUGACGGAAUUUCGUUCAUCGCAGGAGCAUGUGCGCCCGGGAACUUGGUUCAUCUUGAGUUAAACCGAUGGGAGUUUGAUGCGAAGCUGGCGGAUGCCCUGGUCAAGCACCGUAAUGGACUCGAGAUCUUGGACGUGAGCCUCAGCGACUAUCAUAACAUUGUUCACUCGUUCGAGAAUGUGAGCAAGGUUCUGGAGAAGUGUACUCGACUUCGGGAGUUUUCGAUGUACAACGACAGCAGGCUGUGCAAGGAGCACCACGCGUCGAUUCUUUUGAAAGGAUUGAAGGCGUGCCGGACUCUGGAGUGGUUGACCUUGGUUGGGUUCCCGUUUGCUGGACCGGAUGAGAGUGACAACGAACCCCAGGAUGAGGAACAAGAAGGAUUGGAGACAGAACUUGAUGUUCCUGGUGGUACGACCUCUACUCCUCCAUCCGAACUUUUGCCAGGAUGGUGUCGCAGCGAGAACAAAAAUCGUGGGGAUUUGGUGGCUCCUACGGAUACGCUCAAGAUUAUGGUGUCUGAGGCUGUAGGAACGUUGCCGGCGAUCAAAAUCAUCGACCUGAAUAACCAGCGAUUCGAGAAGACGCCUUUUGUUAGUGCUCAACCUCAAUCGCAGCCUCAGCCCCAGCCCCUACUCCCUGCCUCGCCCAUGACAGUAAUGGUCUUGGUGGAUGAGGAGUACGAGAAACAAGAAGAACAAGAUGAAGAAGACUUGUCGGAAGUUUCAGAGACAAGCUACUACCUCCACGAGCACCAAAGGCCAGAUCCACAGGAGAGUAUUCUGAGGGAGAAAGAAGAGCGUCGGGUGGAGCGACAGCAGGAUUUAGGAAACGAGGAUGGGGAGGAAUAUCAGGAAGUAGCGAGGGACGAUGAGAUGGUGUACGAGGAAGUGGUGGCAGGAGAGGAUCAGAAAGGCGGAGAAGGCGAGGAGGAAGACGAUGAUAAUGGUGACGAUGCGGAAUUCGUGCCUCGGAGUUGGGAAGCAGUGUCGGACGGGUAUCAUAGCGAGUACGAUCUUGCCUCGCCCCAGGGACAUAAUUUCUAG